This is a messenger RNA of Cryptomeria japonica (Japanese cedar), 1883 nucleotides long. RefSeq names its product probable protein phosphatase 2C 68. Gene Ontology annotation, molecular function: cation binding; protein serine/threonine phosphatase activity. Lineage: Eukaryota; Viridiplantae; Streptophyta; Pinopsida; Cupressales; Cupressaceae. Gene Ontology annotation, cellular component: nucleus; cytosol. Gene Ontology annotation, biological process: protein dephosphorylation. The record is from RefSeq and is a predicted model, not a curated record. The coding region runs from base 298 to 1644 and encodes 448 amino acids. The transcript has 4 exons.
GCUAGGAGCUAAUCAUACAUGGAGGGGGUGUGGUUGCAGAAAUGGGGGAGGUCUGUUGGGGUUGUUUAAAGGGGGCGGGCUUGAAAACCUGGGAGUUUUCUGUGUUCAGUUCGAGGGGAUUUGAUGUAGAGGGCAAGAAAGGAGGGGUUUUGUUUUUGAGGGGAAGAUUUUGGGAGAGAAGAGAGGGUUUUUGGUUCGAUUUUGGAUGUUUUGCGGCCAGAUUUGUGGAUUUCAGGUUUUGUAAUUGUGUUGAGGAUUAGAGCUUGUGGUGGUGUUUUUGGAAGGGAAGUAUUCUGCAUGGAAGGGCCAGAGAUCUGCUGCAGGAGUAUUGUGGAUGACAAGCAUGUUUCCCCUGGCGAGCGGAAGUCAUGUCGUAUGGCAAGGCGCCGGAGGAUGGAGAUCCGAAAGCUUAAACUCGUUGCCACUUCGGGCGUUGUAGCGGUUGCUGUUGGGGCUGAAGCAGCUUCUUAUGCAGCAAGGAAAAGGAUCAAGCUGUCCAAGGAUUCCGUCUGUUGCAGUAGCGAUUGUGCCAGGGAAUGCGAUAAUGCUGUUGAUAGUUCUGCGUUGGAUAACGCUGGUUUGAAGUCUGGAAAUGGAGAGCAGGGGAGAGAUAGGGUUUGUGCUCCAGCUUCGAAAGUUGACAGUGGCGGAUUGGAGAAAAGCGUAAUUUUGACGCCAGAGGGGUCCUCCGGUAGUACUGGCAACUGUUAUGAAAACUUUGCCUGCCCUGAGCACGGUAUGGUGACCUUUUGUGGACGACGCAGAGAAAUGGAGGACGCGGUUUCGAUUCUUCCCGCGUUCAAUUGCGGGAAAGAUGAACAGACUGGCGGCGCUUUGCACUUCUUUGGCGUUUACGACGGCCAUGGAGGAUCUCAGGCAGCUUUUUUCUGCAAAGAACGGCUGCACGAGGUUCUUGUGGAGGAGAUGAAGGCUCGCGGUGAUCUGCUAAGCGAGACGCAAUGGCAGACGGCGAUGAAGAACUGCUUUAGCAGAGUGGACACCGAGGUUUUGUCUGGGGGUUUGCGGUGUAAAAAUGACUGCAUAGCUAGCGGAGGAAGCGAAUGUAGUUGUGAGCAGACGAUAACGUCGGAAACCGUAGGUACUACCGCCGUUGUGGCGUUAGUAGGCGCGCACCAGAUUGUUGUCGCUAACUGUGGCGAUUCUCGGGCUGUCUUGUCACGUGGAGGCACGGCGAUUCCAUUAUCGGUCGAUCAUAAGCCAGACAGACCAGAUGAGAUUUCACGAAUCGAGUCCGCCGGUGGCCGCGUUAUUUUCUGGAAUGGGCCUCGCGUUUUUGGUGUUCUGGCCAUGUCCAGGGCUAUCGGUGACAAGUACCUGAAACCCUACGUCAUAUCAGAGCCGGAGGUCACGAUAACGGAUCGGAUAGACGAAGACGAGUGUUUAAUUCUGGCAAGUGACGGACUUUGGGACGUUCUUUCCAACGAAUUGGUGUGUGAUGUGGCCCGCAAAUGUCUGUCGGGUCGACUGCCAGGUGGGGGUUUGAGAUCGAUGUUAGGUAACGGCGAUGAAUCUCCGUCAGCUGCCGCUGCUGCGCUUUUGACGAAAUUGGCUCUUGCAAAAGGGAGUGCUGAUAACAUCAGCGUCGUGGUGGUGGAUCUGGGAAGAAAAAAUAGUAGAAGAUAACGACUGACUUGAUCUAUUAUUGCCUCAUCCCGUUGUAAUUUUUUCUUACAGCAUUUUUUUUCCAAUAUUAUGAUUAUAUAUGAGGAAAGAUAAAUUUCUUGUUUACCAAGGCAAAAUUGUACAGGGUAUUACUAUUUCUUACCAUUGGUGAUAUAUCUCGAACCUUAAAGGGUUCUUUUAGCGAAUGUAAUUGUCUUUUGAAAGGAAUUUUAAGUUGCGUAAUCUGGAGUUAUAAUGCA